Tuber aestivum (summer truffle) is the source of this 2749-nucleotide messenger RNA. NCBI's taxonomy places the organism in Eukaryota, Fungi, Ascomycota, Pezizomycetes, Pezizales, Tuberaceae. The record is from the annotation of a GenBank genome assembly.
AUGACCACGACAACAAACAACCACAGCCACAAACACCACGAUCGAAAUCCCUACGACUCCGACAACGAUUCGAACAAUGAUGAAGAUGACCUCUCACCACCUUCCCCGGACGUCAAUUCCUGCACAACCGUUGAAGAGCUUUGUGCGGCCCUCACCCAUCUAACGGCCCAGGAUGCUCGCAUAGACGGCAAGCUCCGCACGUUGCUCUUGAAGCAAUCCGAGCUGGAGCACUCCCUCACCCGCCUGGACCUGCUGCGAGCACAUCUAGGCACACAAGUCGUGGCGGCCCGUACGUUAUCAAACACAAUGCUCUCACCCGCUGCGGCUACCGCGCAUCGUAUAUCCUCCGCCGUGAGGCGCCUGGAUAUCGAGCAAUCCCGCGUUAAAGCAACGCUGGAGGUUGUCGAGCAAGUUACCGAGCUGAAAGCUUGUGUUCUUGGGGUCACUGGGUCGAUGGGUGCGCCGCAGGAUUGGGAAACCGCAGCGAGCUUCUUACAUCGUGCCGGGAAGAUUCCACAGGAGAUCAUUCGUGGAGAGUUCGCGGAGGAGAUAGUUCCCACUGCUGAAGUUCCGGAUCUCCCUUCUGUUACAUUGGAGAAUGCAGCGGAGUCGCUGUGCGGACUAUUUCUCCGAGAGUUUGAGCGCGCGGCCGAAGCCACCGACGGGGAAAAGGUCACCAGGUUCUUCAAGCUGUUUCCAUUAAUUGGCAGGACGGAUGUUGGACUUGAAGUGUACGGGCGCUAUGUAUGUCAGGGUGUUGCAGCAAGAGCCAGGGAUGCGCUUGCGGCAAAGAGACAGGCUGUAGCAGAUGGGGCCGGCGGGUUGGGUGACUUUUUCUAUGCGAAUGCGGUUACGAGGCUGUUUGAGCAUAUUGCGAAUAUAGUUGAGCAGCAUGGGAAGUUGGUUGAGAGGCAUUACGGUCAGGGGAGGAUGGGGAAGGUUAUUGAAAGGCUGCAGGUCGAGGCAGAUACCCAGGGGGGAAUAAUCAUUGAUACGUUUACGGAUGAGAGGAAUAUUAAUAGGAAGGUAUGGUACCUCUUGUAAUGGACAAGAUCGGGCUACCUGUGAGGUGGAUGCUAAUAAGUAUAGCUCACGGAUAUCAAAUCGUACGCAUUCUCAUUUCUAGUUCAGUCAUACAUGCCGUCGACCAGAGGGCCUAUGGGUGGUCCUCCUCGUUCCGGCUCACCAGCUCCCGGUGGUACAACGCACAGAAACAGUGAGGAUGAGGGUGUUGACGUCAAGGAAGUGGAUAUGCUGCUAAGUGAGAUUGGGGUGAUGCUCGGCCGAUGGUCACUAUAUUGUCGUUUUAUCGCACGGAAAUGCUUGGUGGGAGCUAGUCUUUUCUUUUGGACCUAAAUUUUCUAACUAGAUACACAGCCCCCCGAACCUAAAGGCCUAGCAGAAACUGAUAUCCUCCCACCCCUUGCAAUCCCCCCUGUAAUAACAAACUCUGCGUUAUACCGGAAGGUUCAAGACCGAUUGAUAGUUCCCUUCAACACCAUGACGACCUUCUUCUGCCGCCGCUCCGUCGAAAAGGCCUUCCAGCUUGACGAAUCUUCAUCCGACCUCUCGUUAUCGCUCACCUCCCCUGCAUCCUCCACCAACCCACCAUACAUCACCUCCGCCGUCGACGACGUAAUGUACAUAGUCAACAACCUCCUUCAACGCGCCCUGCAUACCUCCCAACGCGCCCUCGUCAACAACGCAAUUUCCACUAUUGGCCGAGUCCUGGGCUCAGACUUUGUCGGCAUGAUCCAGCGCAAAAUGCAGGUGGAAAGCUAUCCUAAAUCCCCCUCCGGCAUCCCAGGGGCUCCAGUCCCAGACGACAAAAUCCUCGGCUUCCUAGUCCUCCUCAACAACCUAGACGUAGCAUCAGAUUACACCCACCGCCUUAUCGGUACCUUUGCCAACGCCUCACUGAGCGUCCCCGGAGCAGAGAGCAACCCGGGAAUGGAGGCCAACAGCGACAAUGCAGUACCAUUAGAAGAACUCUUCCCCUUCCAAACCGACGCAGCAAUCGUCCGUGACGCCCUGAGAGGAAUGGAAACCUCUUUCGAAGGAAAGGCUGGGGAACUAAUCAACGAUGGAAUAAUGGUCUUCUUCAAUCAAGUCGUCAAACUGAAACUACGGCCACUCCUGGCGGAAGCGUUCCGUGAUGUCGAGUACCUCAUCUUACCAGGAGACGAUGAAAACGUAUACACCCACACAGACCCAGAUGGCGAGGACGAGCAAGAGGGAAUAAGCCCCGAAUCCAGAGAUGAACUCGUAAAACUCCGCUUUCAAGCAGGCUGGGAUGCGCUCAUGACACCUUACAAACGAAUCCUGACCGAGAAGGUAUUCAACAAAUUGCUUAAUACUACGGCCAGCUACUUUUCCAAACUCUUGGAGAAGCGCAUUUGGGGAUAUGCUGGGAGGAUCAGUGAAUUGGGAGCUAUUAGAUUGGAGAGGGACGUUGCGGGUGUCGUGGGUGUCGUAGUUAGGGGCGGGUUAUAUGGAGUUCGGGACGCGUUUGCUAGGUGUUCGCAGAUCUGUCUUGUGGUUAAUAUGGAGGAGGAUGAGGUUGGGGAUUUGCUCACUGAGGGGGCAGGUAGCGAUGGUGGGGAGGAUGGGGAUGGGGUUGAGUGGGUGUUGGAGGUUGAGGAGAGAAGGAGAGCUAGGGGGAUGGUUGUCGGAAAGCGGUAGGCGGUGAGGGGGGGCAAGAGAUUUAGUUCUGUGUUUGGUAGCAAAAAAUAUCUAAUUUUACGAUAGC